GACAGUUGUCUCACAGGGGUAGAGUUAACACAGUCAAUCGAGUAAAGAGUAGGUUUCACACGCAUGGUGUUGGUACAGUUAUUGUUAACUUUUUAUAUGACUUUACUUUGUAAUGAGAGAAAUGAGAAACACACGGUUCGAACAUUCAGUAAAAUGUUUGGGCUAGGAUUUAUUCUGCUUUUUCUUAGCCUUAACGCUGAUGUUGAGUGUCUAUUCCAAUGGACAGGCAGUGACUUUCAUACUUCAUGUAGUAAAGGUUUGAUAACAGGUCUAGACUUUGCCAUAAUAAAAGCACAGGUGAUUGGUUCAUCGUUGCCUCAAAGCAGCAAAACCUUCAGGAUUGAAACCACUACAGACGGUGGAACUAAUUUCACACAUUUGUGCCUUGUAGAUCUCAACAAACAAUGUAUAGGUCAAGUAAAAGGAUUUUUUUGCUACUGUAACUACACGGAUAACAACAUGAUUUCUCACAUUGUCAUUAACAUACCAGUAUCUAGCCGCUACAGUGAAUCUUCGAUGCGUGGCUGCCUUAGUAUUGACAAAAAAAAAUUACACUGUAAGGAUCAACGACUCCCAACAAUGUCUAAUUUAACAUAUUCCUUCAACAAUAAAAGUCUUCCUAUGAUAUCCGAUUCAUACAAAGAAACUGUGAACGGUGACACAGUCAAGAUUUGUUGUCCUGAUUCACCGUCCCCGUGUGCUGUGUCCAUACCUCAAGAAAAUAAGAACACAACAGCAGAACGUUGUAUUAAUCACGUCAUCAAACCUAACAGCAAUAAGGAAGUUAUAAACUUAACCAUAACCUUUGUUAUAUGUGAUGAAAGAAAAAGCAUUAAUGUAAGCUUUGAAGUUAACUUAGAGGAUACAGGAGGCAAUUACUGGAUAUUUGUUAUCAUAAGUGCUGUCAUCUUUUGCAUUAUGAUUAUUGCAGUGAUCGUCGCAAUAGCCCAGAGAAAGCAUUUGAAUAAACCCGAAAAACGCCAACGAGAUUUCAAAUGCUAUUUCAGUGAUUAUAUUACUCCGGCUUACGAUUUGGAAUCAUGUUAAAGCUAAUUGGAUGGAAAUAAAAAGAGAGCC
Molecule: messenger RNA, 1077 nt
Organism: Physella acuta
Lineage: Eukaryota; Metazoa; Mollusca; Gastropoda; Physidae
Source: RefSeq, a predicted model, not a curated record